AUGGCAACCAACAUCACAUUCCACGCCGCGGCCCUCACCCGCUCCGAGCGCUCCUCUCUCCGCAACCAACAAGGCCUCACAAUCUGGCUCACCGGCCUCUCAGCCUCCGGCAAAUCCACCAUCGCCGUCGAACUCGAGCACCAACUCCUUAGCACCCGCGGCGUGCACGCCUACCGCCUCGAUGGCGACAACGUCCGUUUCGGGCUCAACAAGGACCUAGGAUUCAGCGAGAAGGAUCGCAACGAGAACAUUCGCCGAAUUGCUGAAGUCGCAAAGUUGUUUGCGGACAGUACCUCUAUCGCUAUUACUUCGUUCAUUUCUCCAUACCGUGCGGAUAGAGAUACCGCUCGUCAAUUGCAUGAGGCUCCCACUCCCGGUGAGGAGACUGGGUUGCCUUUCGUCGAAGUCUACGUCGAUGUUCCCGUUGAGGUUGCCGAGCAGAGAGAUCCCAAGGGUCUGUAUAAGAAGGCUAGAGAGGGCGUGAUCAAGGAGUUCACCGGUAUCAGUGCUCCCUAUGAGGCUCCUAUCAAACCUGAGGUGCACAUCAAGAAUCACGAAGUUACGGUUCAGGAAGCUGUCGCUCAGAUUAUUAACUACCUCGACUCGAAGGGAUAUCUGCCAACAAAGACUGCUAACUAG
This is a messenger RNA of Talaromyces marneffei, 639 nucleotides long. RefSeq lists its product as uncharacterized. The record is from RefSeq and is a predicted model, not a curated record. Gene Ontology annotation, biological process: sulfate assimilation. NCBI's taxonomy places the organism in Eukaryota, Fungi, Ascomycota, Eurotiomycetes, Eurotiales, Trichocomaceae. Gene Ontology annotation, molecular function: adenylylsulfate kinase activity; ATP binding. The coding region runs from base 1 to 639 and encodes 212 amino acids. The transcript has 2 exons.